Melanotaenia boesemani (Boeseman's rainbowfish) is the source of this 1759-nucleotide messenger RNA. RefSeq names its product Src like adaptor 1a (gene sla1a). Lineage: Eukaryota; Metazoa; Chordata; Actinopteri; Atheriniformes; Melanotaeniidae. Gene Ontology annotation, molecular function: protein binding. The transcript has 8 exons. The record is from RefSeq and is a predicted model, not a curated record. Bases 177 to 1001 code for a protein of 274 amino acids.
ACUGUCACCACACUCUGUGACAUGUCAUUGUUGUAAAGCCUCGCGAACCUAGUACGUACCAGACUCUGCUGCCGUCACCAUGACCCAUUUGGGCCAACACCUCCAUCGCCACACUUAAAGCCGUCACAUGUGUUUAGCAACAAAUUCUACAGACUGGAGUCUGGUCUUUUUGGAGGAUGGGGAAUAUGAUGCGAGUUGUGAGUUCCAACAACAAGGCCGACAAUAACCUUGACAGCACUUGCAAAGUUUCAGACGAUGAUAUAGUGGUGGUGCUCCAGGACUACCCUUCUGCUGAAAUCAGCGAGCCCAUCUACAGAAUAGGAGAGAAGCUCCGAGUCAUAGCACAGGAAGCUUAUUGGUGGAGAGUUCGCUCUGUUCAGACAGGGAAGGAGAACUAUAUACCCAACAGCCAUGUGGCCAAAGUUUAUCACGGUUGGCUUUUUGAGGGGGUGGAGAGGCAGAAGGCUGAAGAGCUGCUGCUUUUGCCUGGGAACAGAGUGGGCUCGUUUCUGGUGCGGGAGAGCGCCACAGAGAGAGGUCUGUAUUCACUCUCAGUGAAGCACAGGACAGUAAAGCAUUAUCGUAUAUUCAGACUGGACAACAGCUGGUACUACAUCUCCCCACGACUCACUUUCCAGUGCCUUGAAGAUAUGAUCAACCACUAUUCUGACUCUGCAGAUGGGCUUUGCUGUUCGCUCACCUCCCCCUGUUUGUCGGGCACAAUAGAGCCAUCAGAUCCAAGUCUUCAACCUCCACCUGUAGUCAUGCGACGCAAUUUUGACUGGAAGAAAGUAGACAAGAAACAGCUGGUCAACACAGAAAGCCAUGGUGACAACAUGGUGAGCUACGGUGUCAGGAACAGCAUCGCUGCCUACCUGUCCUUUUCUGGCCAUGAAAACUCUACACAGCUGCAAGCUGAAAGCAGGAAGAAGAAAAGUAAAUCUGUAUAUGUGCCCCCCCAAAGCAACCACACAAACGCCGACUAUGAGGAUGACUUCUAAAAACAGAAGCUGGGUUUUAAAAAUGGAUAAACUGGCUUCAACCAGAGACCCAAAGUGGGGAUCGUUCCCUGAAAUCGACUACACAUCCCCUUUGUCGACUGAGGGGUGCGCUGACCCAACACUGUUCCAAGUAUCUUAGACAUCAAAGUGUGCUAUGAUGUGAGCACUUUGAAGUAUUUUAACAGUAAUGUAAACAGCAUGACUACUCACUUAUAAAAUCAUAAACAGGAACAGUGUGGAGUUAAAAUCAGUGACUGUGCACUUUUUGAUGUGUGGAGGCUUCACGCAGAGCUAAACAACAAAGCCUAUCAGUACUAUAGAAGUAUUAUUGUAAAUAUGAAUUUAUGUGCCUCUCAAACUAUUUUUCUGUGUUGUUAAUAAAUGUUAAAUGUUUGAUGUCCAUAAUAUAACUUUACUUGCACAAUUUCUUUGAGCUACAUUCAAUCAUAUUCACUUUAUGAAGCUGAUAUGUUGAAUGUCUUAGUGAAUAGUGGGUUGUAAGUAUGGUGUAAGAUAGCUGUCAGAAUUUGUGUGCACAAGCACAUAUCCGUGCAUAUUCAUCUAAAGUUUGUAAACUUUGGUCUGUAUAAAAUCACACAUAAAAUGUCAUUGUGUAUUUUGUCUGUCAGAAUAUGAUUUGAUCAGUUACAACUGCAAUAAUUACAAAUACAAAAUGUAAUUUAUGGUUACGGUUUCUUCAUUAUGAAUUGACAAACCACAGCUGUGAAGAAACGGUAAAAUAGGUUACGGGGUCACAG